Messenger RNA from Manduca sexta (tobacco hornworm), 682 nucleotides. RefSeq lists its product as uncharacterized. The record is from RefSeq and is a predicted model, not a curated record. The transcript has 2 exons. The coding region runs from base 30 to 614 and encodes 194 amino acids. NCBI's taxonomy places the organism in Eukaryota, Metazoa, Arthropoda, Insecta, Lepidoptera, Sphingidae.
AUAGUUCGUUAAUAUUUAGAGAUACAGCGAUGGGAUCAGAUUAUUUUCUUUUACAUAUUUUUGCACAUUGUUUAAUGUUAGCAAUAUAUGGACAGGAGAUACCUAAAAUGAAUUUAGACAAACCGAUAUUACGCUACGGAUUUCAAAGGACGAAGGAAUGUCAAGAUUUUCAAAGAGCAUACCUCUGUGUAAGGAAAUGUAAAGACUUGAAAUACGAUGUUGCACAUACGGAUAAAAACUGCGCAUGCACUUGUUACCAACGGAAGGAUAAAGCCAAGUAUACACCUGUCGCUUUGGGGAACAGCACCAAAUGGCGGCUUGGGGCACCGACGACUUCAAAGCCGGCUUGGGCACAACCAAAGCAUAAAUCAUCGGAACAGGGCUUCAUAGACAUGAGCCACGAAAUGGGUGGUAUGUCUGGGGAACAAAGUGAUACUAGUAAUGGGACGUUGGUUGAGUUGGAUAAACCUACGGAAGCUAGUGUGGGGGAUGAUUCAAGAAAUAAGGGAACAGCUGGCGAAGGUGUUGCGGAUCCAGAAGCUGCUGGAAACAGCACUGGUGCUGUAUCAGCCGAUGGUACUGCUGCCGAUGUUCCUACAACUGUCGCCGCUUAGGCGUAGGAGACUUUCUUUAACAAAAUAAUGUUUGAUUGUAUUGAAAAUAAAUUAUGGAAGUAUGCUUU